AUGGCAGCCAGGACAGAAACGGGACAAGGAGAAGCGAUCGAGACUCCCGAUUCAAGCGCCCACAGCGACCACCUCGCAUCCGAUUCGCACAACGUUGAAGAAGCGCCAGAUGGCAGUGACGAGGUACUCAAGCACAAAGGCGAUACUGAUGAGCCUGUAUACGAGACAGGUUGGCGUCUGUGGGCAGUCAUGACUACGAUCUUUCUAACCAGCCUGCUGGCGGCCUUGGAUAUUGGCAUCGUCGCGACCGCCAUCCCCGGAAUCACAGACGAUUUCCACCGACUCGACGAUGUCGGGUGGUAUGGAGGGGCAUGUUUCCUCCUCGUCGGCACGACCUCGCCCGUAUGGGGCAAAAUGUACAAAUACCUGUCGGCCCGAUGGGUAUAUCUGGCUUCUGUCUUGUUGUUCUUGAUCGGGAGCCUCGUGGCCGCCACCGCACCCAACGGUACCGCCCUGAUUGUGGCGCGAGCAAUCCAGGGCUGGGGAUGUUCUGGCAGUCUCGGCGGCUCCGUACUCAUGAUCAACUACGUGGCACACCCCAAGAAACAGCCCAUGUUGAUCGGCCUCUGGAUGAGCGUCUUCAUGGCCUCGACCAUCAUCGGGCCCCUCAUCGGCGGCGCCUUCACCUCCGACGUCAGCUGGCGGUGGUGUUUCUGGAUCAAUCUGCCGGUCGGAGGUCCCGUCGUCGGCAUGGUGUUGCUGUUCUUCCACGUGCCAAAGCAUAUCAAGCCCGUCCCUGCCACGUGGCAGGAGAUUGUGCGACAGCUGGAUCUUCCGGGGUUCAGCUUGCUGCUGAGUUCGCUCGUUUGCUUCACCCUGGCCCUCCAAUGGGGUGGUCAGACGAAAUCAUGGCACAACGGCUCUAUUAUCGCCACGUUGGUCGUGUGGGUGGUCUUGACCAUUGCCUUCUUCAUCACGGAAUGGUUUCAGGGCGCGUACGCCAUGAUGCCCCUACACCUCCUAAAACCUCGCGUCGCCUGGACCAACGCGUUGUACGGCUUCAUCGUCAAUCUCGGCGAUUUCCAGAUUCUGUUCUACCUCCCCAUCUACUUCCAAUCCAUCCACGGCCAGUCAGCCAUUACGAGUGGCGUCAACAGUCUUCCGUUCAUGGCUUUCUUUGCUUUGGGCUCUAUGAUGAGCGGCGCCAUUAUUGGUAAAACCCGCGUCUUCCAACCCUUCCUCCUCGCAGGUGGUUUGCUGGCCACUGCUGGCGCCGCCCUGCUCUACACCUUGGACGUCAACUCUGGCAAGGCUCGCUACAUCGGGCCCCAGGUCCUCGUCGGCUUUGGUAUUGGUCUGGGAUGCCAGGUUCCGAUGAUGGCAGUCCAGAGUUUCAGCAAGCCUGAAGACGUGGCAUCCGUCACCGGCAUCUUGCUCAUGUGCAAUUCCAUCAGCGGUGCCUACUUCGUCACAGCAGCGCAAUCGGUCUUUGCCAACCGUCUUCUGAAGACGCUUGCCAAGGACGCCCCCCAUAUCGACGCGGGCAUGGUCCUCGGCAUUGGGGCCUCGGAAAUCCACCGCGUCUUCAGCGGUGCAGACCUGGCCGCCGUGCUUCAUGCUUACAUGGUCGGCAUCAAGGAUGUCUUUGCCUUCUCCAUGGCGGGUGCGGCGUUUACGGCGGCUCUGUCUCUUGUGGUGCCUUUCAAGAAGAUGCCUCUUCCUGACCAGGCGAAUUCGGGUUCAGAGGCAGGUUCGACGGACGAGAAGGUGGCAGUCGGUUAG
This is a messenger RNA of Capronia coronata CBS 617.96, 1722 nucleotides long. RefSeq lists its product as uncharacterized. Gene Ontology annotation, biological process: transmembrane transport. The transcript is spliced from 4 exons. Gene Ontology annotation, molecular function: transmembrane transporter activity. The record is from RefSeq and is a predicted model, not a curated record. The coding region runs from base 1 to 1722 and encodes 573 amino acids. NCBI's taxonomy places the organism in Eukaryota, Fungi, Ascomycota, Eurotiomycetes, Chaetothyriales, Herpotrichiellaceae.